AUGGAUUCAUCCGCACCACAACCUCCGGUUCUCCUUCCUCGACGCCUUCUCAUCUCUGUUGUUCUGAUCCUCAUCCUUCCUUUGCACGCCGCCCCGACUUCUGCCUCGGGCCUCAGAUGCUCGGACACCGAGAGGAAUUCCCUGCUGCGGUUCAAGGCCGGGCUCCGAGAUCCCGACGGCCGCCUCUCCUCGUGGACGGGACUCGACUGCUGCCUGUGGAGUGGUGUCACCUGUGACCUCACAGGCGCCGUCGUCAAGCUAGACCUCAAGAAUUCCCACUUCCUCGCCGACCCCGAGCCUUAUGGGUUCCUCAACGGAAAGCUCGACGCUUCUCUCCUGAAGCUCGAAUCCCUCGCCUACCUGGACUUGAGCCACAAUAAGCUCGACGACGUUCCCAUACCUGCGUGGCUCGGCUUCUUCAGGCACCUGGAGUACCUUGACCUUUGCGAAGCCGGCUUUGCCGGCGUUGUACCUCCCCAGCUUAGCAACCUUUCGACCCUUCGACACCUCGAUAUCUCCUAUCUUGACGACCCACCUCGCCUGCAUGUCGAGAGUUUCAACUGGAUCUCCCGCCUCUCUUCUCUGAGAUUCCUCUCCAUGAGCGGGGUCGAUCUCUCCGGGAUCGACUCCACGGAAAUCAUCCAGACCCUCAACGACAACCUGACAUCUUUGGCCGAUCUUCGCCUAGACAGCUGUGGCCUCUCUGGGAUACCACAAUUCCUUUCUUCCCUAAACUUUACCUCCCUCAAAAAACUCGACCUCUCCUGGAACAACGUCGGCCCCAUCGUACCGCCCUGGAUCCUCAACAUCACCAGCCUCGAGACUCUCGGUCUGGUCAGUAGCGGCUUCCACGGUCUCCUACCCUCUGGCUUAAGCGAGCUCCCCAACCUGGAGACGCUGCUCCUAUCCUACAACAAUUUCAGCGGAACCCUCCCAAGAUCCAUCGGCAAGCUCUGCAAGUUGCAUACCUUGUACCUGGAGUUCAACAAUCUGAACAGCGAAUUGCCGCAGUUCCUCGAUCUCUCCAGCAACUCUUCGUGCGGGCCGCUAUCUGGCCUCGUGGAGCUAGACAUGAGCCACAACAGAAUCCCCGGUCAUCUCCCCCGGUGGUUGGAGGAUCUCAAGAACCUCAAGUACCUUGAACUGGAAUCCAAUAUGUUCACCGGCGGUCUUCCCCUCGGCAUUGGAAAGAUGACCAAGUUAAUGCACAUCCUCGUGUCCGACAACCAGCUUAGAGGAGAGCUCUCGGAAGCUCAUUUGACAGGGCUGAAGGACCUGAUCACCUUGGAAGUUAACGAUAAUCGGGCGUUGGCGGUCACCCUGAGGCCUGACUGGACCCCACCGUUUCAAGUAGAGCGCUUGGGCCUUGGGGGCUGCCGGGUUGGUCCCCGAUUCCCCACGUGGAUCAAGAACCAGGUGCAUCUCGAGAACUUAGACCUCUCCAAUGCCGGCAUCUCGGACACCAUCCCGGCCUGGUUCUGGGGAUUUUCACCUCCUCUCAGUGAAAUCAGCCUCUCUUCCAACCUCAUCACCGGAACCAUUUCCGAAAAGAUCUCGUCUUUCAAGAGCCUGACUUCCCUGAACCUCUCGACCAACCGCUUCUCUGGUCGCAUCCCCUUAAGCAUGACCACCAUGCCAAUCACCCUCCUAGACCUCUCGAACAACAACCUCUCCGGUCAGGUCCCUCUCGGCGGCGGGAUGACGGCCUUCAACACGACGGCGUUUGAAGGAAACCCGCUUCUCUGCGGGCCUCCGACGAAUGUGAACUGCCCGAGGGAUCAUGGAGACAGAGACGGAGCGCCUUGCCGCAACGGCAUGACCAGAAACGCGUCUUUCUAUCUGGGCGCGGCCGCGGGAGCUGCCGUUGGGAUUCUAGUUACCCUCUUGAUCUGGAGUUAUCGUGGAAGAUUUCGCCAACAGGAGGUCGAAGGAAAAUCAAUGGCCUUCUCUUCUGAUGGUCAGAUGAAGGACGGAAGACUCAAGUAA
Molecule: messenger RNA, 1986 nt
Organism: Spirodela intermedia
Lineage: Eukaryota; Viridiplantae; Streptophyta; Magnoliopsida; Alismatales; Araceae
Source: the annotation of a GenBank genome assembly